Alternaria arbusti is the source of this 1779-nucleotide messenger RNA. RefSeq lists its product as uncharacterized. The transcript has 6 exons. Gene Ontology annotation, molecular function: GTPase activator activity. The record is from RefSeq and is a predicted model, not a curated record. Lineage: Eukaryota; Fungi; Ascomycota; Dothideomycetes; Pleosporales; Pleosporaceae. The coding region runs from base 1 to 1779 and encodes 592 amino acids. Gene Ontology annotation, cellular component: Golgi apparatus. Gene Ontology annotation, biological process: activation of GTPase activity.
AUGGCGUCGAAGAAACAGCAGCAGGAAAUGGUCCAGGUCGACCGAUCCUCCUCUGGCUCUCCUUUCUGGCGAACGACGUCCAAUUCCGCUUCCUCGCCGCCGCCGAACAAGAAGGUCAUCGGCGCAUCCUAUUCCCAUGCCGACAUACUCAACUUCAGCUCUUUGAGCGUUUCCGGUUCCAACUCACGACCUCGAACCCCGCCAUCGGCAACCCACAGUCGCGAGUCAAGCGCUGCACCGAGCCGGUCUAGCAAGACCAUAUCGCCCCGUCCUGCGCGAGCCACGUACAGCUACUUCCUCAAUGACACACAUCAAGACUGGAACGAGGGGGACGAAGACGAUGCCGACAACAUGUUUGAGGAUGACGAAGACGAGUUUGGGCUCCCGAGCAUCGCAAACAUGCGGAGGAAGGGCCGGCGGAAACAGCCAUCCAAGACGAAGGAAACCGCCGGGCACGUCAGCAGGGAAAGUCUGGGCUCAACGGCGUGGCGUGGUAUAGACAGUGGUGAUAUUGCAGAGGAGCGAGGCAUACCCAACUACCCGACCGCAAAGAAGAUUGAAGGGAAGAUCUUACGGCCGCAGUACCAGGAAAUUCUUCGAGAUCCCGCAAACUCUCUGCAUCUCAUUUCGCAUCCUAGUCUACCCCCGAAUGCCUCAGCGAAGCAGGUCGAAGAGCACUCCGCGCGCACAACAAGGAUCAACAAGUUCAAGAGGAUACUGCAGGCGAGCACCAUAUCGCUAUCAGACCUUCGCGACUCAGCCUGGUCAGGAGUCCCGUCUGAAGUACGCGCAAUGACAUGGCAGAUCUUGUUGGGAUACCUGCCAACUAGCAGCGAGCGGAGGGUCGCGACACUCGAGCGCAAACGGAAAGAGUAUCUGGAGGGAGUGCGACAGGCCUUUGAACGAGGUACAUCUGGUAGUGCUAGCGCCGUAGCAUCUGGAAUGGCAGGCGGCGCUGGCUAUCCUUCAACAAACCGUGGACGAGGACGUGGCUUGGACGAAGCUAUAUGGCAUCAGAUCAGCAUCGACGUGCCUCGGACGAACCCCCAUCUCGAGCUCUACAGCUACGAAGCGACGCAACGGUCUCUCGAGCGAAUACUAUACGUGUGGGCGAUACGGCACCCUGCGUCAGGAUAUGUCCAGGGCAUCAAUGACUUGGUGACCCCAUUUUGGCAGGUCUUCUUGGGCGCCUACAUUUCAGAUCCGGAUAUUGAAUUUGGCAUGGAUCCUGGACAGUUACCAAAGCAAGUUUUGGACGCCGUUGAAGCGGACUCCUUUUGGUGCCUUACCAAACUCCUUGAUGGGAUUCAAGACAACUACAUUGCGCAUCAACCAGGGAUCCAAAGACAAGUGGCUAGUCUUAGAGAUCUCACAACGCGCAUCGAUGAUCAACUGGCGAAGCAUCUCCAAAAUGAGGGUGUAGAGUUUAUACAGUUCAGCUUCCGAUGGAUGAACUGUCUUCUGAUGCGCGAGAUAUCUGUAAAGAAUACGAUACGGAUGUGGGAUACAUACCUGGCCGAAGAGGAUGGGUUUUCGUCAUUCCACCUCUACGUAUGCGCUGCGUUCCUCGUAAAGUGGUCCGAUCAGCUACGAAAGAUGGACUUUCAAGAGGUCAUGAUGUUUCUGCAAUCAUUGCCAACGCGUCAGUGGACCGAAAAGGACAUUGAACUAUUGUUAAGUGAAGCCUUCAUUUGGCAAAGCCUAUUCAAAGGCAGUGGCGCGCAUUUGAAGAACACAGGCUCAAGAGGAAGUGGCGUAGGGAUGGGACCCGACUUCUGA